This is a messenger RNA of Xenopus laevis (African clawed frog), 3091 nucleotides long. It is a transcript of the gene creb1.S, whose product is annotated as cAMP responsive element binding protein 1 S homeolog. The transcript has 7 exons. Gene Ontology annotation, molecular function: DNA-binding transcription factor activity; DNA-binding transcription factor activity, RNA polymerase II-specific; DNA binding. Lineage: Eukaryota; Metazoa; Chordata; Amphibia; Anura; Pipidae. The record is from RefSeq and is a predicted model, not a curated record. The coding region runs from base 222 to 1085 and encodes 287 amino acids. Gene Ontology annotation, cellular component: nucleus; transcription regulator complex; ATF4-CREB1 transcription factor complex. Gene Ontology annotation, biological process: regulation of DNA-templated transcription; DNA-templated transcription; regulation of transcription by RNA polymerase II.
CCCGCCGCCCUGACGCCGCGCCCGGGCCUGAGCUUGAAGAAAAAAAAAAAACUAGCGCCACCACAAGAGGAAGACGAGAGAGCAAGAGCAGCAGUGACGCGGCGGAGGUGUAGUUUGACGCGGUGUGUUACGUGGUGGGGAAGAGAAUAAAAAAAAGCCCAACGAGAUCCCAGCCGCGAACGAAAGCAGUGACGGAGGAGAGGCAGUGUAACCCGGUAUCCAUGGCAGCUGCACAUGCAACCUCAUCUGCUCCUACAGUGACAUUAGUUCAGCUACCCAAUGGACAGACCGUUCAAGUACAUGGGGUUAUCCAAGCUGCACAGCCUUCUGUCAUUCAGUCUCCACACAUACAAACAGUGCAAAUUUCCACUAUUGCUGAAAGUGAAGACUCUCAAGAAUCUGUAGACAGCGUUACUGACUCUCAAAAACGCAGAGAAAUUUUGUCCAGGAGACCAUCGUACAGAAAAAUUUUAAAUGACUUGUCUUCAGAUGUUCCAGGAGUACCUAGAAUUGAGGAAGAAAAAUCGGAAGAAGAAACUUCAGCUCCUGCUAUCACAACAGUGACUGUUCCAACUCCUAUCUAUCAAACCAGCAGUGGACAGUAUAUUGCUAUUACCCAAGGAGGAGCCAUACAACUUGCUAACAAUGGUACGGAUGGAGUGCAAGGACUUCAGACAUUGACCAUGGCUAAUACAACAGCAUCUCAGCAAGGAACCACGAUUUUACAAUAUGCACAGACCACAGAUGGACAGCAGAUACUUGUUCCUAGCAAUCAAGUUGUUGUCCAAGCUGCCUCAGGAGAUGUACAGACAUACCAGAUUCGCACAGCACCUACCAGCACUAUUGCCCCAGGAGUGGUAAUGGCUUCAUCUCCUGCACUCCCUGCCCAGCCUGCUGAAGAGGCUGUACGGAAACGAGAAGUGAGGCUUAUGAAAAACAGGGAAGCAGCACGGGAAUGCCGCAGAAAGAAGAAGGAAUAUGUCAAAUGCCUAGAGAACAGAGUAGCGGUCCUUGAAAACCAAAACAAGACACUGAUAGAAGAACUGAAAGCACUUAAAGACCUUUACUGCCACAAAUCUGAUUAGGAGGCAAUUAAGAUUUUUAUUUUUCACCUUUCUGAUAAAAAAAAAAAAAAAAGACUGGUUCGACUUCAGCAGGACAGACAGUAAAAUGUUAUUUUCUACAAUUUUCUCUUAUGCGCUAAACUGCCUGUUUGCAACGUCAGGAUUUCAUUCAUGUGUGCUAUUCGGCUGUGAAUGGUUCCUGCCUCCCAAGCCCAAGGAAGUAAAUGACAACAUCAGUGUCAAGAAGAGGAACAUAUUUUUUAAUGCAUUUAUUUGUUACCCUGCACCAUCCUUCGGCUAAAGGUCUGUAGUAAUGAAAGAGUUUGAAAGAAUGCUUGUUGGGACCCUUUCAGUGCUGCGUCUCGAGUCAUCUUCAUACUGUAAGUUGGGAUUGUUCUAAGAACAUCUUUCAACUGGCCACGUCCAAACAUUCUUUACUCCAGUGUUUUGUCUUCAGCAUUACACAUUUAGCUUAUGUGGAAAUUGCUCUAUUUGGUUCGUCAAAUGAAAGAAGCCUUUCAUGUGUAAAACGGCGCAGCCCAUUGCUCUAGCGGAAGUCUUCUUUUACCCUCGUUUAUUAUAUUGAUCCUUUGUUUCAUCGAUCAGUUGCUAGCCAAGGGAUAUAUUGAUGAUCAAUAUAUGUAGCCCUCCUAUUUCCAGCAGUUUUUCAGCACUCCAAUGGGAGAGCCUUUUCAAGCACACCUGAGGUACUAUAAAUAUAGCUUCUAAAAAAGUGAAUUGUUAAACUUUUUUUUUUUUUUUUUCAUUUUAUAUAUGAUAUCGAAUGAAUGCGUGCAUAUGAAAUGUGCAUGUCAAAAGCACCCCUCUAAAAGCCUACAAAUCUGUUUGUAGACCUGAAAUCGUUCUAUAAUUAUUACAAAAAAAUGCUUUCUAAAUGUACUGUACCUCUGUAGGCUCUCUGUCACCAGCAGCCCAUUGUGGAGAUUUUUUUUUUUCUUCCGGUGACUUCACAGAGCAUAAUUAUCAGUUAUCCCAUUGUGUAAGUAUAUUCUUCCUAUAUGAAAUGACGAAGAAGAAAAGUAAUAUAAUGUGGACCUUAACUAUUAUCAGAAUUGUCUCUGCUCUGAAACAAAUAGCUGUAUCAACAUCAGUUUUCUCCAGGUCUUGCUCACUUGCAUUUUUUUUUCUUUUUUUAAUUGAUGCUUCUUUGUGUUUGGAAUUUGUCCGUCAUGUAUAAUAUUUUAUGUUUAAUAGAAUGAUCAUGUACAAUUUGAAAUACAUUUUGUAUUUUAAAACUGAUGUACUGUGUGCAUCAAAUGUUUUUUUUUGGGGGGCAGUGCGUGCGAGAUAAAUGUGUGUGUGAUGUUACUGUAUAUUAUCUAGCAAGUAGAAGAGUUGGAAACUGGUAAAACAGGCGAUCAUUUCAGUACUUUUAGAAAGCGAAAGAACAUUUGACAUCUCUGUUUUAGUACCUUUAUUCCACCUUUCUUUGUAUUAAAGAGUGAAUGAGUAAGGAAUGAUGAGUGAAGCUAUGCAUGCAUAUGUCUUAUCAUUUAAAUUACUAUGCCGUGCAAGCAAAUGGGGGAAACCUGUCUGCCAUAUGCAGGACAUAGGGGGCAGAUUUAUCAAAGAUCGAAGUGAAAAUUCAAAUUUGAAUCUUAUGUAUCAUCUGUUUAAAAAUUCGACUUCGACCAUUCGCCAUCUAAAACCUGCCAAAUUGCUGUUUUAGUCUAUGGGGGACCUCCUACAACCUAUUUGGAGUCAACUGAUGGACUUUGAAAAAUCUUUUGUAUUUGGGGGGGGGGGAGAUUUGAAUUGCACGAUUCGAAUACGCUAUUACGACGAUUCAAAUUAGAUCGAAAACAGACCUAUUUGGGCAAAAAAAAAAAAAAACUUUGAUUUAAUUACAGCAGGUCUUUUUGAAUUCGAAUUUCGACGUUUUUCAAAUUUGAAAUUCGACCCUGGAUAAAUCUGCCCCAUCAUGUUAGAUUUAUUCCCUGUUGUAAAAUUACAGUUAAAGCUGCCGUGUUUGUAAUACUUAUUUUAAAAUGACAUUAUAACUUUCA